AUGGAAAGUCAGUGUUACCCUGAUGGCUGCCAGGUCAUUCCACUUUGGAAGUUUGUGACCAUGUGGUCACCGCGAAACGAUGUGGAGGAGGAGGAGAACGUAAUCCUGAUCAGUGAUGAGGAGGAGGAGGAGCAGGUGCAAUGCCCAGAGGAUGAGGAGGAGGAGGGGGAGGUGCAAUGCCCAGAGGAUGAUGAUGGUGAUGAGGAGGAGGAGGUGCAGUGCCCAGAGGAUGAUGAUGACGACGAUGACGGGGAGAGCACCCAAGGGAGCUCUGUCGUGUUUGUAGAGCCACAAGAGAAAUCCCCCCUGGAAGAGAAGAGAUCAGAGGAGGUGGUGGAUGAGGAUUUGGUGGUUACCUACUGUAAGCAAGCCAACGUGAUGCCUCACGCCAGACACGACUGCACCACGCACCCCUUCGAGAGAACAGAGAGUGAUAUUUGCUUCCCCCUUGGGAAAAACGCAGAUAUUUGUGACCAGUGCUACUGCUACAUCUGUGACAAGGUGGCUGCCGAGUGCCAGCUCUGGACAGUCCCUUCCCUGUGCCACUGCAAUGCCCACAACAAAAGCAACUUCUGGAAGACACAGAGGAGCUUUGCCCUGGCUGGAGUCUUGGCCUCCUUCAACCUGGAGCUGCUGGAGCUGGACACGGAGCUGCGGCACGGGGGCGAUCUCUUAGAAAAAUUCAUCAAGGAUCUUGCUGUGGCCUAUAACAAAUACCUGGGAGGAGAAAGGGUGUGUCCCCCCGGCCACGAAUGCUGCUGUGAACAAAAGUUGCCCCCUGGGCAGUGCAAUGCCUGCAGCUCACAGCACAUGGAGGUGGUGUACAAGUAUUCUGAUAUUUUCGAGCUGGUAACAAGAUUUUUAAAUCAGGCAGAGCAGGAAAGCCCCAAAGCUGCUGCUGUCAUGCUGCUGGGAGCAGCGAAACAGAUUGCCCUGCACAAAGACCCGGCUCUGCUUAGGAGCUGUCAGAACCUUGGCCACACUGCUUCCCUGAGGAUUGCUGUCCCAUUUCUGUUCCAAAGGAUCACAACCCGACUCCAGAGGAUGCUGGUGUUGUGUGACUUCCCAAAAUUUCUGUAUGGGAAGUUUAUUGAGUUUUUUCAGUCCAUCCCCCUGCCCUGUCACUGCUAUUCCUUCUCAAACAGCUUGAAUGUUUUGCCCUGGAGCCACGUGCUGCUGACCACGGUUUUAAAAGGCCAGAACAUCACUGGGCAGAGGAGACAGAAAGGAAGGAAAAUGCUCCUGUGGGAAGCAUUCCCUGUUGUGGAGGCUCGAGUGGAGAAACUGCUGGAGAAAAAGAAGUAUAAGGAAGUUGUUCGGUACCUGAGAGCUGUGAAAUGCAAUGAAAACCGAAGGCUGCGGGACCUGCGGGACCUGAUCCCGUUCUACCUGUGCAAGAUCGGCCAUUUCCUGGACGCGGCGCAGGCGCUGCUGCUGCCCGUGAACAGCCUGGCCUGCUGCUCCGCCUGCAGGGUCACGCCCUGCCAGUUCAACAUCUACCUCAAGAUCUUCAGGACAGGCUGCGUCCCCUCGGGGAAUGACAUGCUGGAGACAGGGCCCUGGGUUUCAGCUGGCUCUCCCCUGAGGAACAAUGUGCUAAUUAAGCAGGCACUCAAACUGCUCUACAGCAGCGAGGCACUCUACAGGAACGUCAAAUGUUGGAGUUCCUUCAUCAUGGUCCUGGGGAGCAGCGAUUUGCCGGAAAAGAGAGGAGAGCUGCUCCCCUUAUCCCUGGAGGAGCCCCCCCUGGGCUUCCAAGAGAAUGUGCUGGCCACCAGUGGCAACUUUCUGGAGGAUCUCAAGUCUGGAGUUAAUGUCUCUUUACCAUCUGCUGUUUUCACUGGUCAGCUGCACCACGAGGCUUCUCUCGUCCUGGCAGUGCAAGCAGUGCAGCAGAUGCUUUGUUGUGACCUUCCCCACUUGAACUCCUUCUUAGAGAUAGUCCUGGCUUUUGGGAAAAACUUCUGGGCUCUGAGGCUGUUGCUGGACCAGCUCUUGUGUGAGGAGCACAUCCUGUGUGGCACUGCCAACCUGCUCCUGAGGGAUCUGAGGCGGGACAAGGCCACGGUGCUGAGCGUGUGGCAGAACCUUGGCCCCCAGUACGUGGGGGAGUUCCUGUGCCUCUUCCUGACCUGCAGGCACAAGGGGAUGCAGUCAGUGGGGCUCUUCAGCCUCAGCACGAUCAUCGAGAGCCUGCACGUAUGUCCCUGGGCAAAGCAGCUCUGCUCCUUUUUCCAGGAGUCCGGGUUGAGGCAGCUCCCCUUUGGCACCACAGUUUACCACGAAGUUUCCAAGUUUGUCAGUGCUUUUGAGAAGCUCUAAUUUGGACCAAAUCCUCGGGAAUAUUUUCCAGUUGGUUUUUCAUCCGAGCAAGCUCUUCCUGAAGAGUUCCUUGGGUUUGCUUUGGUUGUUACCUCCAGGAACAGUCAGCCAAGGACUGACUUUCCUGGCUCUGAGGGGGAACAGAGCCACGUUUUGGGAGUUUCUUGCAUUCCACAUAUUAAGGAGUUGUUGGAAGAGGCAGCAGCAGGUUGGAAUUGUUUCCAGAAGCUGAUAAAAUCAGGGAAACAUGGAUGGAGCUGGAAGCAGCAAAGAAUUUUCCUCCUGUUGGGUCACAAACCUUGCAAGAGGCGACUGCUGAGAGGGAAAAGCUCAAACCAGGAAAAAGGGGAGUUGAAAACUCCCUCUGCAGCAGUUGGUGUUCAAGUGCUGUUUGCACAGCUCUGAUUUUAGGUUUCAUUCUAAACCAAGAGAAAAAUGAGCUUUAUUUUCUUCAAACGACCCCAGUGUGGGGCAGUGAGGAGCUGAAUUUAUUUGGAAAUAAUCCAGAUUUCAGGCUGGCCUUUUAUUUUCUGUUGAAAAUAACGUUUAGAUUGCUGCUGGUGCUUCUGUGCAUUUCCCAAAUCUUAAUUCUGGGGAGAAUUUGGAGUUCACUCCAACCUGGGGAGGUGAAAACUCUUUGGAGCCUGGUCUGGGCUCUGCCCCACUGGGAUCCUCUCUGCACUCCUGGGCAGGCAGGAAAAUAAACCUUAAUAUGUGACCAACCUGACCAAUGUGUGCACAGUUCCAGGGGCUGCGGGGUUCUGCAGCUCUGGUAUCCUACAAAAAAUAUCCUAUGAAAUUGCCAUCCUACCUGGAUGGAAAUGUGACACCUUGUUAAUUAAAACUGUCCAAGUUUCAUUAUUA
This is a messenger RNA of Prinia subflava (tawny-flanked prinia), 3186 nucleotides long. RefSeq lists its product as uncharacterized. The transcript has 19 exons. The record is from RefSeq and is a predicted model, not a curated record. The coding region runs from base 1 to 2322 and encodes 773 amino acids. NCBI's taxonomy places the organism in Eukaryota, Metazoa, Chordata, Aves, Passeriformes, Cisticolidae.